Caretta caretta (loggerhead turtle) is the source of this 1150-nucleotide messenger RNA. It is a transcript of the gene MRPL39, whose product is annotated as mitochondrial ribosomal protein L39. Gene Ontology annotation, molecular function: RNA binding; nucleotide binding. Lineage: Eukaryota; Metazoa; Chordata; Testudines; Cheloniidae. Gene Ontology annotation, cellular component: mitochondrion. The record is from RefSeq and is a predicted model, not a curated record.
CCCUGCGCCGCGGCCCGUGUUUCCGGGGGAGCCUGCGGCGGGUGCGCGCGCGCGCUCGGGGGAGGCCGCAGGGAGCAGCAGCAGCAGCUGGGCCAUGGCCGCGCGCUGGGCGACCCGCUGCCUGCGGAGCCAGCACGCCCGGUUUAUUUCAACAGCUCCUGCUUCUCAACUGUCAAGAGCUGAGAUUGUUCAGAUGCGUAAUGAACUCUUCACUAAGGAGAAAGAGAGACAGUUGUCUCUCUAUCCACGAAUUGAGAAGAUUGAAGUAAAAUAUGUUGGCAAAUCUCAUCCUGGCACUUCAUUUGUUAUGAACAAAGCUUUGUCUACUCCAUACAAUUGUGCCAUGCACUUAAGUGAAUGGCAUUGUAAGAAAUCAGUAUUGGCACUUGUGGAUGGAGAGCUUUGGGACAUGUAUCGGCCUUUGACCAAAUCAUGUGAAAUUCAGUUUCUUACUUUCAAAGACGAAAAUCCAGAGGAAGUGAACAAGGCCUAUUGGCGUUCCUGUGCCAUGAUCAUGGCAUGUGUGUUAAAGCAGGCAUUCAAAGAUGAAUACUCAGUCAGUCUGAUCAGAGCUCCAGAAGUGCCAGUGAUCUCUGGAGCUUUCUGUUAUGAUGUUGUUUUGGACAGCAGGCUUGAUGACUGGAAACCAACAGAAGACAACUUCCGUUCUCUUACAAAAGAAGCAUACAAUCUAAUUCACAAAGAUCUGCCAUUUGAAACAUUGCACGUUGACGCAAAAGUGGCAUUAGAAAUGUUUCAGCAUAACAGGUACAAAAUGGAUUCAAUAGAACAGAAAGCAUCGCAAAAUCCUGAAGGUAUAGUAAAGUUACAUAGGUUUGGUGACUUUGUAGAUAUUAGUGAAGGCCUUCACAUUCCGAGGACAAGUUUUUGCUUCCAGUAUGAAGUGACAGCAGCCCAUAAUCUCCAAACCAGCCAGUCUGAGUCUAUACGAAGGUUUCAGGGUGUGUCUCUGCCAGUUCACUUAAAGGCGCAUCACACAGUAUGGCGAAGAUUGCUGGAAAGGUCUCGGAGACUGGUUAUUGAAGAGGGCAGUCUGGAAGCAAAAGAUGGAAGUCUGGAAGCAAAAACUGUAUCAACAUAAUUCUUUAAUUUUCAUGUGUAAAUUAAUAAAAUAAAAAUGUUUUGAACA